Sphaerulina musiva SO2202 is the source of this 903-nucleotide messenger RNA. Its product is annotated as thioredoxin. NCBI's taxonomy places the organism in Eukaryota, Fungi, Ascomycota, Dothideomycetes, Mycosphaerellales, Mycosphaerellaceae. The coding region runs from base 23 to 658 and encodes 211 amino acids. The record is from RefSeq and is a predicted model, not a curated record. The transcript is spliced from 3 exons.
CUGUUCCUUUCACAUCGCCACAAUGAGCUCCAAGGUGAUCAGCAUCACCUCAACAGGCCACUUCAAACAAACCACGGCCUCCUCCACUUACACCGUCGUCGAUUUCUACGCAGACUGGUGCGGACCAUGCAAAGUGAUAAGUCCAGUAUUUGAACAACUCGCAGCAGCAGAGUCCAAACCCGGCCGCAUCAUCUUCGCCAAAGUCAACGUAGACAACCAACGCGAUGUGGCAUCCAUCUAUGGCAUUUCAGCAAUGCCUACGUUCCUGAUCCUCAAAGGCAGUAAAGUCGUCGAAACCGUCCGAGGCGCAAACCCCACCGCUCUACGAUCCGCCAUCCUCUCGGCUGCCGCCGAUGCUGCCAAAGGGCCUGCGAAAGCUGCUGGUUCUUCGGCUCUGUUUAGUGGAAAAGGCCAGACGCUGGGGAGUCAAGGUGGGAGUGGACCGAAUAAUGCUUCCGGGCCUGGCCUUGGGGCUAGUUUGCCGAAUUUGGGACACGCUUUCUCUGCGCCAGGGGCAUUCGCGCAAGGGAGGGGGAUACCGGCUAUGGUGGUGAGGUUCCUGGGACUAUAUUUCUCGACGCUUUUCAGCUUUGAUCCGAUCAGGACGGCGGAGGAGAGUCCGUUUGCGGUGAAAAAGACGAGUGUUAGGUCGAGGUGAGAGUGAUGGUGAAUGAAUUAUGAGAGAUGAGGGCGUUGGAGGCGUUAUAUGUUUCAUGGAGGAGGGUAUUGCAACCAUCAGUCAUAUCUUUGAUGGUUGAAUAACAGCAGGAGCAGAAGACAUAGGAGGCUGGGCUGUCACCAUGGGGCUUCUCGGACGCUGAGAGUGGUAUCACAUGUAUCAUACUGAAACGACUGCAUCUGGACCUAGCUACCUGCCAAACCAGUCCACGUCGAACAAUGUCG